AUGGAAGGAGAUCAAGAUUUGUGGAAGGACUUUAAGCCGGAAACACUGAAGUGGGGAAAAAGAAUAGCUUCCGGUGGUUAUGGAGAUGUGUUUGCAGGUGCUUACGACGGGAAAAAAGUGGCAAUCAAAGUAAUGAUGGGUUCGGCUUUUGAGGAGGCGUUCCAGCGAGAAGUGUCGACAUGGAUUCAGCUUGGUGAUCAUCCAAACGUCGCAGUGUUUAUUGGGGCAACGAAAGACAUCAAACCCCCGAAGCAGCCUAAAAAUUGUUAUUGCAUUGUGAGUGAAUUUCUCCCGGGUGGUACCUUGGCCGCGUAUAUCACAAAACACAAGAAGAUGGCCUUGCCCCGCAAACUCCAAUUAGCCCUGGAUGCUGCCAGAGGGGUGUCUCAUCUGCACUCCAAGAACAUCCUUCAUCGAGACGUAAAGCUCGAGAAUCUGUUACUCGACGGUGAAGGCAGGGUGAAGAUUCUUGAUUUCGGGAUUUCAAGAAUUGAAGAUGUUGACAUGAGCGUUAAUGUCGGGAGCAGAGGAUACAAAGCUCCAGAGGUCAUGUUUCAUGGGUCGUAUGAUUGCAGGUGUGAUGUCUUCAGCUUUGGGAUUUGCCUCUGGGAGAUAUACUACCAGAAGAGAGCCCAACUCAAUCUGAGUACUACCCCACGAAUCGGCGAUGAUUGCCCGGAAGAUCUUGCUAAUUUGAUGAGGCGGUGCUGGAGGGAUUGUAAAGAAAGACCCAAGAUGGCAGAAGUCGCCAAGGAUUUAGAAGACAUGUUAAGCAAAACAGAGGACGACAUGGGGUCCCAAACAAAUAAUCAAGUUGGUGGUUGUUGUUUCGGCUUCCUGAUCAGACGAUGA
This is a messenger RNA of Oldenlandia corymbosa var. corymbosa, 852 nucleotides long. The record is from the annotation of a GenBank genome assembly. NCBI's taxonomy places the organism in Eukaryota, Viridiplantae, Streptophyta, Magnoliopsida, Gentianales, Rubiaceae.